Molecule: messenger RNA, 4179 nt
Organism: Phlebotomus argentipes
Lineage: Eukaryota; Metazoa; Arthropoda; Insecta; Diptera; Psychodidae
Gene: PTP-ER
Exons: 3
Coding region: 189-3272 (1027 amino acids)
Biological process (GO): protein dephosphorylation
Molecular function (GO): protein tyrosine phosphatase activity
Source: RefSeq, a predicted model, not a curated record
GUGCAGCGACGGGCGCCUGAAUUGGAAAGAGUCUUGUCCGAUGAGUGAAAAGUCAACGGGCGACAGAACGAAUUGUGGCGACGCAGUUUUUAGCGGGCAGUGGUGGAAAAGUGCAGAAAAAGAGAAAGAAGUGCGAUGAGUGGAUUGUGCGUGCGAUUUGGUUGAAAAUUCAAUGUGAAAAAUGCAGUAUGGGCGAUCAAUUUGGCCAUCGACGGGAAGUUGAAUCGGUGGACGAGAAAGGCCAGCAGUUGAGCGAUGCGUCCGUGGAGAGUGGCGAGAGUUUGUUGAGUGUGACAUACGAAAAGAUAGACUUUAUUGUGCUGCCCAUAUCGAUAAUUGUGGGCACCUUCCUCGGUGUCUUGCUGGUCAUCUCUGUCCUCCUGCUCAUCCUGCGCUGGUACUGGAACUGGGGCACCAGCGCCAAGUACACCAAGCUCACCUCACCGCUCGUGAUGGACACCCAGACCAAAAAUAGUGCUGAUGUAAACAACACGGAAAGUAGGACACCAGUCACAGCCGCAUCGCCAUCACCCACCUCCUCGGCCUCCUCCACCACUUCCACCUCCUCCACCAUCCUGCUCACCUUCCCGCCGCCCCUGGCCAGCGUCACGGUGACCAAGACGGUGCUGCCGGCGCCCCAGACCGUCAGCCAGUCGCCCAAGCUGCUGCCCGAGACGCCGCCGCCCGCCGGCGGGCCCCUCACGCCACAGUCCCCGCGCGGCGACUGGCUGCACAGCUUGCAGGCCGAGCUGCAGCACGUGCAGCCGCGCCGUCAGGGCAGUCCGUCGGAGAACAAGGAGAACACCGCGCCCAACUCGCCCCUGGUGGCGUCCGCCAACUACAAGCACGGCAACUACUUCCGCUUCCCGGAAGUGGACGUGUGGUCGCCCGCCGCGAAGACCGCUCCCCGCCUGGCGGACAGCGCCCAGAACAGCCCGGAAGUGGUCACGACACCGCGCGACACGCUGCCCGUGGACGACAUGGCCCGCAAUUCGCCCACGGCGCGACGCGCGCGCCUCAAGUCCAUCUCGCUGGACUCGGAGAGCGCGCGCCUGGUGGAGGAGAAUCUCAAUGUGGCGAUGGAAGAGCUGGACCUGGAAGCCACGCAGUCGCCCACCGGUUGCAAGCGCAACAAGCACCAACUCAAGAUUGACAUUGACAGUGAGAAUCUCACGGAUGUGGAGCGGCAGCCGCCCACGCCCAAGACGCCGACCCUCACGCAGACCCGCCAGAAGGCCAUCUCCCUGGACUCGGAGCCGCCGGGAGGCGUGUGCAAGAGCAAAUCCCAGGCCUCCAUGACCACCAGCACCACGGCGUCCGCGUCCGUGCCCACGACGCCCAAGCGACAACAGCAGACGAUGAGCAUCCACCAGCCGCAGCGCGGUAAGUCGCGCAGCACGUCAGAUCACCUCGGCUCGAAUCUCCAGCGCCUGAAGAGCGUCACGCUCAGUGUGUCCAACAACAACCUCAAGACCCUGCCCGAAGUUAUGCCCCUGAGUGACUUCGGGGGAUCGCCGCAACCCGCCCCAGCUCAGCCGCCGGCCAAGGUUCGCUCGAGUUUACUGCAGCGUCGCGGCUCCAAUCACAGUCUCACGCUCAACCUGGCAGGAUCUGUGGGCGAUCUGGCUUCCAACACGAGCCUCACUGGCUCCAUGACCACCAAUGCCCAGCCGUCGGGGAAGAAGGGACUCCUGCAGCGGCGCGGAAGCAACGCCAGUCUCACGCUCACGAUCCAGUGCUCAGAUUCCGGACUGAGUCGCUUCAACAGUCACGGAUCUCUCAAUGCAGCCUCGCAGUCGCGCAAGGGACUGCUCAGCGUGUCCAACAGUAGCUUGCGGGGCUCCGCCUGCAGUCUGGCACGGCUCAAGGGCAGUGCAGGUGCGGGAGAACUGAGUGUGGCCGGAUCUGGUCCGGCGCACCACCGCAAGUUCCUCAGUUCUGAGAAUCUCCUGCAGCGUGCCACACACCAGACGGAGAGUCUGGAGUUGGAAGUGGACGACGAAGGUGGCGAUGAGUCAGUGAUUCGACAGAUCACCACGAAGCCUCUCAGUCCUCAAUCCACGUCUGAAGACUUCAAGAUCUACCUGGCCAACAUACAAUUCCUCCAGAAUGCCUCCAAUCUGCUCCACAUGGACGAUAUCCGGGAGUUUGAUGGGUGCUUCGAGGAGAUGAGCGACAAGCAGAUGGAUCGGGAGGAAUGUGUGAUGAAGCAGCGGCGGAAAAUCCGACAGAUUCAUCAGGAGUUCUGGGAUUUGCCGACAAAUCAUCAAGAGAAGCCAAUGGUGUUUGGGUCACAGCACAAGAAUCGCUACAAAACCAUCCUGCCCAAUGAGCACUCGCGCGUGAUCCUGCAGCCGGAGGAUCCGGAGUCUCUGCAGGAGCCUUACAUCAAUGCCAACUACAUAAAGGGACCAGAUGGCACGCAUAACGCCUACAUCGCCACGCAGGGCCCCAUGCCGAACACCAUCUACGAAUUCUGGCUGAUGGUGAUGCAGAAUGUGCGUCGGUGUGGCGAGAGUGCGGCGGACCAGAAGAUCGCCAUGCUGACGGAGUUUGUGGAGAGUGGCAGGACUAAGUGUGCAGUGUAUUUCCCUACGGAAGUGAAGCAAGUGCUGGUGUUCGCGAAUGGGGCGGAUGAUGUCCUGUCGGCUCACGCGCCGAAUGACGGAUUGGCCCAAGUGGGUGGCGACUCGAUGUGGCUGAAGGCGUAUCUGGACAUGCUGGAGGAGGACGAGGAGGAGGAGAGGAGUGACGACAGGUGCAUCCACAAGUAUGCGUUCGUGAUAGAGAACACGGGAGUGGUGCAGAAGAAGGGAUAUUCGGUGAGGCGACUGUGCGUGCGGCAUUUCGACAAUGACGGUAAGCCCUUUGCCUUCAAUGUGCUGCACUAUUGGUUUCCCGACUGGCCGGAUCAUCGGUCGCCUGAGGAUUUGGGUGUGGUGCUGGACUUCGCGUUGGAUCUGCUGAGUGGCGAUGCGGGUGGAUCUAAGGUGCCGCUGCCCGUGCUGCACUGCUCCGCCGGCAUAGGGCGGACGGGCUGCAUGGCGGGCAUUCUGAAUGCCGUGCGACAGAUCGACUCUGCUCCAGUGAAUCCCAGUGUGGACAUCCUGGGCAUUGUGUGCAAUUUGAGACUGCAGCGUGGCGGAAUGGUGCAGAAUUCCGAACAGUAUGAACUCAUCUAUCGGGUAGUGUGUCUCUAUCAGAAGCGCAAAGAUUCCAUGACUCAUCCACCGCAGGUACCCUUCCUCCUCUGUGACACACUCGACAUCUAAGACCACACGAAUCGAGGCAGAUUCUCACAUGGUGUGUAAGUUUCUGUUUUUUCUUUAUUCAAAUCUGGAAAUGAUCAAAUUGAUGGUAAUACCGCGUCAUUUGUGUGAACAUUCUUUAGCGUCAAUCCUGCGCAAUCUUGCCAACACCCGCAGAGCUUCACUGCUGUUGGAACCCCUUUUCUAGUGAAUGACCCUCGCCUGUGCAGGCUUUGAACAUUUUUAUUAUUUAAUCACUGUUAGUAUAAAAUGUAUUUACUAAUUGUCUCUCUCUCUCUCUGAAUGUGUUUUAUUGGUUGAUUUUGCAUUGAAAUCGGAUGAUAUCGAUAUGGAGUAACAAAGUUAACAAAGAAUACCACCCGAACAUGUUGUUAAAGUAUGUAUUUCCGGAUUCACUAGAGAAUUUCCAGCAGUUUUUCAUGGCUUUAAAUAUGAUGAUCUUGAUGAUGGUUCUCGAAAGAAAAUAUCCCCAGUUGACAUGACUAUUAUAGUGUUUAGUAUGAAUCAGCCAUCAAUUUGAUAGAUUUUCUGGUCUCUCUAGCAUUCACUUCGACAUCCCAAGAAAUUAUACUCUCAUGCAGAAUAAUAAAUAUUUCAUGUCAUAACUUAAAUGGAAGAGGUUUUUAAAAAAAAGGGAAUAAUCACAGGAGAAGAAAAGAAGAACUUGUGUGUAUGUGUUGAAUGUUGAAGAUGUCUCAAUGUAUGAAUGUUUCAUCAAAUUCUCGUGGCAAAAAAAAAGUAAAAGCAAAAAGUGGAAAAGAAAUAUAGUGAAAUAAAAUCAUUAAAAAAAAUCACAUCUAAUUGUAAUAAAUGUAAAAUGAAAGGUAUCAUGUAAUUAAAUUAAAUAUUGGAAUUGCAUUGCAUUCGACGUUAGAAUCUAUUAUAAUAAUACAUUUAAAAAAAAAGAAAA